AAGGUCGCCAACCUGGACUUUGAAGCCCGCGUCCCGGUCCCUUUCAGCGUCUUCCCGUCAUCAUACAGGGAGUCUGAAAUCGCAACCCAAACCCACCGACACGAAGAGUUAGAGAUCAAGCUCCCCCAGCACGCCGGACGGGAAGGUCAACACUCUUCUUUCCAAGCCCAAGCACAUCUUCCUCCACGUGGAGAGGGUCGCUUCAGAGAAGAAGAGGUCCGCAUCACUCGUGAAGAGGAACAUCACCGCCGUCCCGGCACCCACGCAGAGUUCACCUACCGUGAAGAGCAUCGCAGACCUCAAUCUACCUACACCGAAUCUCGCAUUGAGAUUGACGCUCAACACCGCCCCUACGGCUCCGCCAUUGACGUUGCUGAGAGCGAGUACCGCUCCCGGGUCCAGCCUAACUAUCGCAAGGAGGUCCACGUAACUGGCACCACCGUCGAUCCCCCUUCCUACCGUCCCACCUACAAGGCUAGCACUGUUCACGUCACGGGUUCUACUGUCGACCCACCUGCUCCUCGCUCCGUCUACCACAAGGACGUGAAGAUCACCGAAGAGACCGUAGAGUAUCCCCGUUCCACCGCUCCAAGCCAAAAAUCCAAGAUGGGUUACUACGACGAGGACGGCCACUAUCACUCUUUCCGUCAGGGAUUGCACAAGUUGGCUGACCGUAUCGUGCAUCCUGAAGGCCAUGAGCGCGUUGAGGUUACCGAGGUCCGUGAGACCCGUCGCCCCCGCGAGCCGGCCGCGCCAGCGGAUGCCUCGUACGCGCCCAACACGGUGACCAUUCCCUGCCACCACAUCCGGCUGGGCGACAUCCUCAUCCUCCAGGGCCGCCCGUGCCAGGUCAUCCGCAUCUCGACCUCGGCUGCCACUGGCCAGCACCGGUAUCUCGGCGUCGACCUCUUCACCAAGCAGCUUCAUGAGGAGUCGUCGUUCGUCUCGAACCCGGCGCCCAGCGUGGUCGUUCAGACCAUGCUCGGCCCGGUCUUCAAGCAGUACCGCGUCCUGGACAUGCAGGAUGGCACUAUCGUCGCCAUGACUGAGACGGGCGAUGUCAAGCAGAACCUGCCUGUCAUUGACCAGAGCAAUCUGUGGAACCGUCUGAAGAAGGCUUUUGAGACUGGCCGCGGCAGUGUUCGCGUCCUGGUCGUCACUGACCAUGGCCGCGAGAUGGCCGUUGAUAUGAAGGUUGUCCAUGGCUCCCGCCUCUAA
Canariomyces notabilis is the source of this 1218-nucleotide messenger RNA. RefSeq lists its product as uncharacterized. The annotation marks the transcript as partial. Gene Ontology annotation, molecular function: RNA binding; translation elongation factor activity; ribosome binding. Lineage: Eukaryota; Fungi; Ascomycota; Sordariomycetes; Sordariales; Chaetomiaceae. The record is from RefSeq and is a predicted model, not a curated record. The transcript has 4 exons. Gene Ontology annotation, biological process: positive regulation of translational termination; positive regulation of translational elongation; translational elongation.